Messenger RNA from Polyodon spathula (Mississippi paddlefish), 972 nucleotides. RefSeq names its product phenazine biosynthesis-like domain-containing protein. The record is from RefSeq and is a predicted model, not a curated record. The coding region runs from base 53 to 910 and encodes 285 amino acids. The transcript has 9 exons. Gene Ontology annotation, cellular component: cytoplasm. Gene Ontology annotation, biological process: biosynthetic process. Gene Ontology annotation, molecular function: isomerase activity. Lineage: Eukaryota; Metazoa; Chordata; Actinopteri; Acipenseriformes; Polyodontidae.
UAAAACUAGCGCAGACAUUUGUACAGGACGUUACUCAGAAGUAGCCUAAACUAUGCAGAUUCCUGUAUUCACUGUUGAUGCCUUUACAAACAAACCCUUUUGUGGGAACCCUGCAGCUGUCUGUUUGAUUGAAGACGAAUUGCAGGAUGACAUUUGCCAAAAGAUCGGUUCUGAAAUGAAUUUAUCAGAGACAGCAUUCAUUAAGAAGCUGAAUUCUACGGAUACGUUUAGCUCAGCUUCCCGCUUUGGACUGAGGUGGUUUACACCAGCAACAGAGGUUCCUCUCUGCGGACAUGCAACCUUAGCAUCAGCAGCUGUGUUGUUCUACAUCCAAAAAAAUGCAAACUCAUCUCUCACAUUUGAAACUCUGAGUGGAGAGCUGUAUGCCAGACUGUCAGCUGACCAUAUCAUCUUAGACUUUCCAAUCCAUACAUCAACAGCACAGGAUCCCCAGGAAAUAAAAGAACUGAUUAAAACAGCUGUAGGCGACCUUGCCGUUCAAGAUGUUCGCUACUCCAGUGCGACAAAGAAACUUCUUGUACGUCUGUGUGACACUUAUGACAGGUCUGUGCUGGAGAGCCUGAAGCCAGACACUGAAUCUCUGAUGAAAAGUGACAGCACAGGAAAGGUGGCAGGACUGAUCAUCACGUUGAAAGGAAAUCAAAACGGCAACUAUGACUUUUACUCCAGAUAUUUUGCUCCGUGGUACGGUGUUCCAGAGGAUCCCGUCACAGGGUCUGCACACACAGUGUUGGCCAGCUAUUGGUCAGAGGAACUUGGAAAAAAAGAGAUGCUUGCCUGUCAGUGCUCUCGUCGAGGAGGACAGCUGAAGAUCACAGUGAGGGGUGAAGGGAGAGUGGACAUUGCUGGGCAGACCGUGACUGUGCUGAGUGGGAACCUUGUGCUAUAAAACACCUGAAUGGAAUGAGAAUUGCCCCGAAUAAUACUAAUAAAACAACAAUCUGGUCUGAU